Molecule: messenger RNA, 4504 nt
Organism: Sciurus carolinensis (gray squirrel)
Lineage: Eukaryota; Metazoa; Chordata; Mammalia; Rodentia; Sciuridae
Gene: Galnt17
Product: polypeptide N-acetylgalactosaminyltransferase 17
Exons: 11
Coding region: 1460-3256 (598 amino acids)
Cellular component (GO): Golgi apparatus
Source: RefSeq, a predicted model, not a curated record
GAAAGGGAUGUCUUCAUCGCCAGCCGGGAUGGAGCAAGCCCGCCCGCGCGGGAGCGCCGAGAGCCCGAGGGUCCCUCCGGCGCCGGCGGCAGCCGGCAUGACUUGACCGCCCCCACCCCGCGCGGCCCCGCUCUCCAGGCGCCCCCACCCUCCCGGGUGCGCGCGCACGAGCCGGCGAGCCGGGGAGCGGUGCGCCCGGCAGCCUGCGGGCGGCGGCGGCGACUGGCUCGCGGGGAGCGGGUGGCCGGGGGCGGCGGAGGAGGAGCCGGCGGCGCGGCCGCUCCCCUCGGGCCGCGCCCCGCCCUCCGUCGCCACCUGCGCGUCCCCUCCGGGCUCUCCGGCCCCAGGGCUGUGGGGGCUCUCGGUGCCGCAGCGGCGGUGUCACUGCGUCCGCCAAUUGGGAGACUCGGCGCUCGGGUCCUUGGGGCGCGGGACGAGCCGCGCGGCCCGCUCUGACAAGCGCUGGGUGCGCCGGCGCGCGUCCUUCCCCGCCGCGCUGCCCGCGACGUUUCGGGAGGGGGAUCGAGAACUGCUGUGACUUUUGAGGUCCGACUCCUCCUUCCGGCCAGCCUUGCGACGCACCAGCUCCGAGACAGGCCAGUGUGCCCGGCAGGCCCCGAAGGCUCCCUGCGUGGUGCCGGGACUUGGAACGUGUCCGAGAGCCCGCGGCGCCGUGCGCGCUGGUGAGUUUGCGGGUCGGGCGGGGUGGCCCCGGCGCCAGGGGCGGAGAGGACGUCGCGAGUGGCCCCGGCCCCCGAGUGCUGACCCCACUUUGAGAGUGAUUGAGACUUGAUCGUGACUGCGGACCUGCGAGGAUGCUGGCGCCGGGUGCGGGUUGUUCCUCAGCCCGGCGUGAUGGAGCGGACCGGUGAGCGGAACAAAGGCACCGGCCCAGAGGAGCGGAUCCUCGGCUGAAGAGCGCGGCUCGUGCGCCGCGACGGCUGCUGCGGGCGAGGGUGGUGGCUGUGCGGCUCCCGGAGUGGCGCGCUCCUCCGCGGGCGGACGGCGAGCCCUGAGCCCGGCACCUGCGCGCCGCUCCCGCCCCCGCUCCCGACUAGCCCGGUCUGCCCGCCCGCCGGCCCGGGGGUUUGCGGCCACCGCGGCCCAAGGAACAGAGACGAGCCCCUUGCUGGUGCAGAGGAGAGACCCCGGGUCCCCGGCUUUCGCCGCCAAUCCUGGAACGGGCUGCGCUCCGUGGACUGAGCAGGCGUCUCCGGGAGCACUUCUGCAGACCCCGUGCUUCCAUGUGGGCGAUUGCGCUCUGACCCCGACCACCCAGUCGUCUCCCCGGUCCUCCCAGUCGUCUCCGCUGCGGGAGCAUCUGCACUUCGGGGCCAGCAGCGGCUGGGAUCCUCGCCCGCCGUCAGGUGCGUGAGGCUCGCACGGCCCCAGGCUGUCCCGCGCCUCGCCGGGGUCCGAGGGCGCGCGGGUCCGGGGCGAGGGCCGGCCGGGUUGUUUGAUGGCUUCACUGAGGAGAGUCAAAGUGCUGCUGGUGUUGAACUUGAUUGCGGUGGCCGGCUUCGUGCUCUUCCUGGCCAAGUGCCGGCCCAUCGCGGUGCGCAGCGGAGACGCCUUCCACGAGAUCCGGCCGCGCGCUGAGGCGGCCAACCUCAGCGCGCACAGCGUCAGCCCCAUCCAGGAUGCAGUCCUGAAGCGCCUCUCGCUGCUGGAGGACAUCGUCUACCGGCAGCUGAAUGGCUUAUCCAAAUCCCUUGGGCUCAUCGAAGGUUAUGGUGGGCGGGGCAAAGGGGGCCUUCCUGCUACCCUCUCCCCGGCUGAAGAGGAAAAAGCCAAGGGCCCCCACGAGAAGUACGGCUACAACUCCUACCUCAGUGAGAAGAUCUCACUGGACCGCUCCAUCCCCGAUUAUCGUCCCACCAAGUGCAAGGAGCUCAAGUACUCCAAGGAGCUGCCCCAGAUCUCCAUCAUCUUCAUCUUCGUGAACGAGGCUCUGUCGGUGAUCCUGCGGUCCGUGCACAGCGCCGUCAAUCACACGCCCACGCACCUGCUCAAGGAGAUCAUCCUGGUGGACGACAACAGUGACGAAGAGGAGCUGAAGGCCCCGCUGGAGGAGUACGUCCACAAACGCUACCCAGGGCUGGUGAAGGUGGUGCGCAACCAGAGAAGGGAGGGCCUGAUCCGAGCACGCAUCGAGGGCUGGAAGGUGGCCACCGGCCAGGUGACCGGCUUCUUCGACGCCCACGUGGAGUUCACUGCUGGCUGGGCUGAGCCGGUUCUGUCCCGCAUCCAGGAAAACCGGAAGCGAGUGAUCCUGCCCUCCAUCGACAACAUCAAGCAGGACAACUUUGAGGUGCAGCGCUACGAAAACUCGGCCCACGGGUACAGCUGGGAGCUGUGGUGCAUGUACAUCAGCCCCCCGAAAGACUGGUGGGACGCCGGAGACCCUUCUCUCCCCAUCAGGACCCCGGCCAUGAUCGGCUGUUCCUUCGUGGUCAACAGGAAGUUCUUUGGGGAAAUCGGUCUUCUGGACCCUGGAAUGGACGUGUAUGGAGGAGAAAACAUCGAGCUGGGAAUCAAGGUAUGGCUCUGCGGGGGCAGCAUGGAGGUGCUGCCUUGCUCACGGGUGGCCCACAUUGAGCGGAAGAAGAAGCCGUACAACAGCAACAUUGGCUUCUACACCAAGAGGAACGCUCUCCGGGUUGCCGAGGUCUGGAUGGACGAUUACAAGUCUCAUGUGUACAUAGCGUGGAACCUGCCACUGGAGAACCCAGGGAUCGACAUCGGCGACGUCUCUGAGCGAAGAGCCCUAAGGAAGAGUCUGAAGUGCAAGAACUUCCAGUGGUACCUGGACCACGUCUACCCGGAGAUGAGGAGAUACAACAACACCGUCGCCUACGGGGAGCUUCGCAACAACAAGGCCAAAGACGUCUGCCUGGACCAGGGGCCGCUAGAGAACCACACAGCCAUCCUCUACCCGUGCCACGGCUGGGGGCCGCAGCUCGCCCGCUACACCAAGGAGGGCUUCCUGCACCUGGGGGCCCUGGGGACCACCACGCUGCUCCCGGACACCCGCUGCCUGGUGGACAACUCCAAGAGCCGGCUGCCCCAGCUCCUGGACUGCGACAAGGUCAAGACCAGCCUCUACAAGCGCUGGAACUUCAUCCAGAAUGGAGCCAUCAUGAACAAGGGCACGGGGCGCUGCCUGGAGGUGGAGAACCGCGGCCUGGCUGGCAUUGACCUCAUCCUCCGCAGCUGCACAGGACAGAGGUGGACAAUCAAGAACUCCAUCAAGUAGAUGGAGGAGCUGGGCCAGCGGGAGCCCAGCCCAGGACAGGCCAAUCCAUCCUUGGGCCUGGCCACAUGGUGGAGAGACAACGGGGGGGCACGCAGGUGCUGGUGGGACCCCAGGGCUCCUGCAGGGCAGCACAGGGACCCCAGAGGACGACUUUGUGUCCCCCUGUGGAGUCAGCUGCCCCGAGGUCCAUGCGCCCUGGAAGAACCCCCUAAUGCUUCUCUGGGGAACCAGGACUGUCUCCUGCAGCCCCCGCUGUGGCCUGGCCCAGGAGAGAGACUGUCCACCUCUGCGUCAUCUCCCACCUUGGUGUCAGCGUCCGGGCCUGGCAGGGUCCCCUUCUCUUAUCCUUUGCCGCCGCAGCAGCUUCUGAUUUCGACCCGACCCUCAGUGAAGAGGGAGCGGUGGAACUUCAGCACGUGGGGCUCCCCCGAGAGGGGGCAGCGAGCCUCCAAGACCCCGUUCCACUGAGGCUGCUUCUGCUCAGAUCCCGGUCACACCCCAGGCAAUUGCUGGCCUCCAAAUUCCACCGGUUGGCUUUGGGGUACAGCUGUCCACGCCUCUGGGCCCUCUGAGGCUGCUGCCCGGCCACCUGGGUGCUAGGUUCCUAUGGAUGCCCAUGGGCCAGCUCUCCUGCGUGUGUCCAGAGGGACCGGGCAGGCUGUCCGCAGGGCGGCCUCUGCUGUAGGGGCCCACAGGUUGGUCUGGGAGUCCUGCUGGUGGGGUAGCCAAGGGCCUCCGAGCUGAGCAGCGGCCGGAAGCCAGCCCAGCGAGAGGCAGGGACACGGAGGCCCUGCUGUCCCCGCCUGAGGGGGCAGCCGCUUCCUCCCGGGCGUGCGGGCUUCUUUCCGACUGCCCUCUGGUGAGGGUGCACUUGUAAAUCAGAGUUAAUAUAUGGACGCGCGUGCGGGCACGUGGGCGGGUGUGUCUGAGUGUGAGUGCGGCGGAGUAGAUGCAGCCGUGUGGCCUCGCUGCUCGUAGCUCACCUGGGGGGGACGUGGGACCAGGCUGCUGAGAAGAAGGGCCAGCCCCACGUCCUCGCCAAGAGGAUUCGAGGGAGCAGCCCUGCCUGCUGGGUGCCCUUCCGCCGCUCACCCCUCUGCCACGGCCGUCCUUGGCCGACCCUGCCCAGAACCAAACCCUGUAGCUGCCCAUUGCCCUGUGUGGGGUUCCCAGCGCCUCAUCUGGUGACACCCUGUUGGUGACCGUCCCCCGGCCCCUCCCACCUGUGGAAUAAACACGGUAGUGCUU